This is a messenger RNA of Recurvomyces mirabilis, 1044 nucleotides long. RefSeq lists its product as uncharacterized. Gene Ontology annotation, cellular component: perinuclear region of cytoplasm; Golgi apparatus; endoplasmic reticulum. The transcript is spliced from 2 exons. Gene Ontology annotation, biological process: vacuolar transport; ubiquitin-dependent protein catabolic process; metal ion transport. The coding region runs from base 1 to 1044 and encodes 347 amino acids. NCBI's taxonomy places the organism in Eukaryota, Fungi, Ascomycota, Dothideomycetes, Mycosphaerellales, Teratosphaeriaceae. The record is from RefSeq and is a predicted model, not a curated record.
AUGAGCUCUCGCUAUCAGCGGAUAGCGAGCGAAGACGCAGUCGACGAUGCGACAUUGGCGACAUCACCUACAGCCGCCGUACCUACAUCGCCACCUCCCUCUUUCCGCUCCCGUACUAGUAGCCGCCGAGCAUCACGAGAAGACGGUCAGAAGAGCGAAGAGGACCGCGAUCUGAACGAUGCCUUCGACGCGCCAUCAGAAGAUGAGGCCGACGAUGAGGAUACACAUGACCGACGGCGACUGAUAUCGGGCGAUGAUCAGGAGGCACAAGGAUCCGACGCACGGCGACCACUAGUCGGCGAGAGAAGAGUGACACAACUACCAGCCUUCACACCUUCCGCGACACCAGCGGCACCAAACGGCAGGAUGGUCGGCAACGGCUCAGACGGUGUCUUCGCAAAUCUGAAUGCCAAGCCUCGUGCCGGUGAAGAUAUAGAAGAGAAACCGCCAACCUACGAACAAGCAGCUGCGGACGCCGCGCCACCGUACUGGGAAACCACUGUCCUCUCACCCUAUGCCUCAACAGGCAACCCAGAUGAUGUCUUCGUGGACGGGCUUCUAGUGGGCUCACUUUUCUCCUUCGUCUGGAACGCACUCAUCUCCAUGUCCUUCCAACUCAUCGGCUUCCUGCUCACAUACCUCUUACACACGACACAUGCCGCCAAACACGGCUCACGCGCCGGCCUAGGAAUCACGCUGGUUCAAUAUGGAUUCCAGAUGCGAUAUAAUGCUGCGCAAGGCUCUGGCGACGACUCUGGUAUUCCUUCUGCACCUGCGGACGGCGUACCUAGUGAUCCCAAUAAACAUGACUUUGAUCCGAAUCAAGUUGGUGGGCCAGGUGGGCCAGUGGGAGCAAUGCAUGGCCUUUCGACGCAGGACAUGCUUGCUUAUGUGCUCAUGAUCGUGGGAUGGUUUAUUCUAAUUCGUGCUGUUUCGGACUUUCUACGAGCGAGGAGGCAGGAGCAACUUGUACGAUCGAGUCCGGACAGAGGUCUGGGCGUGGCUGUCGUCGCGGAAGGCGAGCAGCCCGAGACCAGCGUUUGA